Lycium barbarum (goji berry) is the source of this 2085-nucleotide messenger RNA. RefSeq names its product alternative NAD(P)H-ubiquinone oxidoreductase C1, chloroplastic/mitochondrial. The record is from RefSeq and is a predicted model, not a curated record. Gene Ontology annotation, cellular component: chloroplast. The coding region runs from base 235 to 1845 and encodes 536 amino acids. NCBI's taxonomy places the organism in Eukaryota, Viridiplantae, Streptophyta, Magnoliopsida, Solanales, Solanaceae. Gene Ontology annotation, molecular function: NAD(P)H dehydrogenase (quinone) activity. The transcript has 11 exons. Gene Ontology annotation, biological process: aerobic electron transport chain; phylloquinone biosynthetic process.
GCCUCACAUCUAAUUGCACUCCAAAUUCAAAAAUUUCAUAGUAUUUUGCUUUAAAUAUAUACAAAUACUCUUAAAAAAAAUAUUUUCUAACUUCAAUACCAAACACAAAAAAUAGUAGAAAAGUUGUAGCAAACACACCCCAAAACAGCGCACCAAAUAACGUGGAACCGAGCGAACCACUCAAACCCCCUAUGAAUCAUCUUUGGCUCACUUGCCUUACCAGUAAGUAAUCCAAUGGAGUGCGCUCUAACUUGUUCUUCUUCAGCAAAAAUUGCACUACUCAGUUGUCGCCAAAUGCAAUGUGGAAGUACACGUUCGCCUAAAUUACCGAACAUUUGGAGCGGUUUGCCACGUUUUGGUAGCUCAAGGAGGAAUAAUAGAUCGCUACGUACUGUUGCCUUGAGCACCAGUGCUGGAUUAGGAAGUACUAUGGAUGAAGUUCCUGCAGCCAAUGCUCAAAAUGUUAAUUAUAUGUGGCCUGAUAAAAAGAGGCCAAGGGUCUGCAUAGUAGGUGGUGGAUUUGGAGGUCUUUAUACAGCACUGAGGUUAGAAUCACUUGUUUGGCCUGAUGACAAGAAGCCACAGGUAGUCCUCAUCGAUCAAUCUGAACGUUUCGUUUUUAAGCCAAUGUUGUAUGAACUUCUCUCUGGAGAAGUUGAAGCAUGGGAAAUUGCUCCACAGUUCUCAGACUUGCUUGCCAAUACUGAUGUGCGGUUCUUCAAGGACAGGGUAAAAUGCUUAUAUCCAUGUGACCACUUAGGAACUAAUGCACCUACAGCAGGGACUGUUCAACUGGAAAGCGGUCUCCUCAUUGAAUAUGACUGGUUGGUCCUUGCUAUAGGAGCCGAGGCCAAACUUGAUGUUGUUCCAGGUGCUGCAGAUUAUGCCUUGCCAUUUUAUACCCUGGAGGAUGCUCAUAGGGUUGAUAAAAAGCUAAGGGAAUUAGAGCGUAAGAACUUCGGUAAGGACUCUGCAAUACGAGUAGCAGUGGUUGGAUGUGGUUAUGGUGGAGUUGAGUUAGCUGCCACGAUAUCGGAAAGGUUGCAAGAAAAGGGAAUUGUACAAGCAAUUAAUGUUGAUAAGACGAUCUUGUCAAAUGCUCCAGCAGGAAAUAGGGAAGCAGCACUAAAAGUACUUUCGUCCAGGAAAGUUCAACUCAUACUUGGUUAUUUUGUCCGAUGCAUAACAAAAGGAGUCGAGUCUCAGACCUCUGAUGAUGAAUCUAAAAAUAUGGACUCAGCAGCUGAUCAUUCUGAAAGUCUAAUACUUGAAUUGCAGCCUGCUGAAAGGGGCUUGCAGAGUCAGAUUAUAAGGGCAGAUAUAGUUUUAUGGACUAUUGGAUCUAAACCACUACUUCCUGAGUUGGAACCUAGUGAUAAACCUUACGACAUUCCUCUGAAUGCUAGAGGACAAGCAGAAACUGAUGAAACUCUCCGUGUCAAGGGUCAUCCUCGUAUAUUUGCUGUUGGUGAUUCUUCAACAUUAAGGGACAAAAAUGGGAAGCUGCUUCCGGCUACUGCACAGGUUGCUUUUCAGCAGGCAGAUUUUGCUGGUUGGAAUUUGUGGGCCGCAAUUAAUGACCGCCCAUUGUUGCCUUUUAGGUACCAAAAUUUAGGUGAGAUGAUGACACUUGGGAGGUCCGACGCUGCUGUUUCACCAAGUUUCACUGAUGGGCUGACCUUGGAGGGUUUUGUUGGUCAUACUGCAAGAAAAGUGGCCUAUUUGAUCAGAUUACCAACUGAUCAGCACCGCGUGAAAGUAGGAAUCAGUUGGCUACUGAAAUCCACAGUUGAUUCAGUUGCAACACUACAGACAAUGCUUGCUAAAGCUCAAUCAGGAUCUUAGAUCAAUGGGGUUUUGGUCGGGAACACAACGUUUGACAUUCUGUAUAGUAUUGUUGAGAAAACCGUUUUGAGUCGCAACACUACAGACAAUGCUCGCUAAAGCUCAAAUCAAGAUCUUAGAUUAAUGCAUUUGUUUUUCAUCACAUUAUGGGUGGGCUAAUUACAUUUAUAUUCAUAAUCCUUGUAAAGGAUAGUCAGUGUACAACUUCAGGUGAAAUGAAAACCAGAUUCAAACACAAAA